Molecule: messenger RNA, 1182 nt
Organism: Orycteropus afer afer
Lineage: Eukaryota; Metazoa; Chordata; Mammalia; Tubulidentata; Orycteropodidae
Source: RefSeq, a predicted model, not a curated record
AUGACUUCACUUGGGGCAGCCAACACUCGGUUUGGAUUCAACCUUUUCAAAGAGCUGAAGAAAACCAAUGAUGGUAAUGUCUUCUUCUCCCCUGUGGGCAUCUCCACUGCCAUUGGCAUGAUCUUCCUGGGCACCCGAGGGAGCACGGCCCGGCAGCUACGGAAGGUACUUUACUCUGAAAAGGACACGGAAAUCUCAAGAGCAAAAGCUGAAGAAAAGGUGGGGAGACUUACUGAGAAUACAGAAGAGAUACACCACCAAUUCCAAAAGUUUUUGACGGAAAUAAAGAAACCCACUAAUGAUUAUGAGCUGAGCAUAAACAACAGGUUGUUUGGAGAGAAGACAUACCUCUUCCUUCAGAAAUACUUAGAUUAUGUUGAAAAAUAUUACCAUGCUGCUCUGGAACCUGUUGAUUUUGUGAAUGCAGCUGAUGAAAGCAAAAAGAAGAUUAAUUCCUGGGUGGAAAGACAAAUGAACGGAAAAAUCAAGGACCUGUUUCCAGAUGGUUCACUUAACAGCUCCACCAGGCUGGUGCUGGUGAACACAGUUUAUUUUAAAGGGCAAUGGGACAGGGAAUUUAAGAAAGAAAAUACCAAGGAGGAGAAGUUUUGGCUGAACAAGAGCAUGAGUAAGCCAGUGCUGAUGAUGAAGCAGCUGCGUUCCUUUAGCUUCACCUUCCUGGAGGACUUGCAGGCCAAAGUUCUGGGGAUCCCAUAUAAAAACAAUGACUUAUGCAUGUUCGUGCUGCUGCCGAACGACAUCGACGGUCUGGAGAAGAUCAUAGACAGAAUAACCCCCGAGAAUCUGAUCGAGUGGACUAGCCCAGGAUACAUGGAAAAGAGGAACGUGAGCGUGCACUUACCCCGGUUUGAAGUGGAGGAGAGUUACAAUCUUGAAGAUGCCCUUUGCACCAUGGGCUUAGCGGACGCCUUCAGUGAGCACCAGGCCGACUAUUCGGGAAUGUCUGCCAGCUCCAGGCUGUCCACUCAGAAAUUCCUGCACAGGUCCUUCAUGGUGGUGACAGAGGAAGGCACCGAGGCUGCGGCUGCCACCGGCAUGGGCUUCAACAUCGCCUCGGUCUCCGAUUACGAAGACUUCCACUGCCAUCAUCCUUUCCUCUUCUUCAUCAGGCACAAUGAGUCCAACAGCAUACUUUUCUUUGGCCAGUUUUCGUCUCCAUAG